AUGUCGAACAAGCCCACUCCACAACCGUGGUCAGAUUCGCUCUGCAACAACCACGACACACAUUGCCAUACUCUUGACUGUGGCCAUAUAGUCUUCAGCUCAAGCUCAAGCUCUAACAAGUCGGCAUGUUCACCGAACUGCAUCCGCGCAGUCUACUUCCAGAAGCCGCAACUGCCCCUGUCUUGGCUCAAGAACACCUCACUGAGCCCGUUCACAUGCCCUCAAUGCGUUGAGACAUGCGUAAGGCUGGACUAUGACAGCAUGAUUCAGAAGCACCGAGAGAGAGGCGGCAGGUUAGCCAAUAGCAAGGACACAAAUGUACGUUUAUGGACUUACACGGCUAUUCUCGAGAUGAUCGAGGCCGGUGGCCGAAUGUGCGAGAGUUUGGUCGGUCCUUUCAAAACGCACGACAUCCAGGCUUAUCAAGCGUUGACUGAUAUUCGUACAGUUGAGGUCAUUCAGGGCACAAUAUCUGAACUCGAGGGCAUGACGCGGUGGGAUAUGAGGGAUGCACCAAACAUGAUGACUCGGUCCUCGAACAGAGAAACUGAACUAGAUGCCGACGAUGCUAGUCGUGUGGCGUUGUUGCGAGCGCAGCAUGAAGAACAACCAGAUAAGCAACAUGCCGAGCUUGAUGACUUGGCUGAUUGGCUUGGAGGUGCAAAGGUGGGCGAUGGGGACGGGGAUGUAGACAUGGAGGAUUUGGCAACGAACCUCGAGAGUUUUAGAGCCUGA
Molecule: messenger RNA, 735 nt
Organism: Parastagonospora nodorum SN15
Lineage: Eukaryota; Fungi; Ascomycota; Dothideomycetes; Pleosporales; Phaeosphaeriaceae
Exons: 1
Coding region: 1-735 (244 amino acids)
Source: RefSeq, a predicted model, not a curated record